AUGGCUGACACAGACAAAUUAAAUAUAGACAGCAUUAUAGCUAGGCUUUUAGAGGUUAGAGGGUCUAGACCAGGCAAGAACGUCCAGCUGACAGAGUCUGAAAUCAGAGGUCUGUGUCUGAAGUCACGAGAGAUCUUCCUGAGUCAGCCCAUUUUGUUAGAACUUGAAGCUCCUUUAAAGAUAUGUGGUGAUAUUCAUGGUCAAUAUUACGACCUUCUCCGCCUGUUUGAAUACGGUGGAUUCCCGCCCGAGUCCAACUAUCUUUUCCUUGGUGAUUAUGUGGACAGAGGAAAACAGUCACUAGAGACAAUCUGCUUGUUGCUAGCCUACAAAAUCAAGUAUCCAGAGAACUUUUUUCUUCUGAGAGGCAACCAUGAGUGUGCCAGCAUCAACAGGAUCUAUGGAUUUUAUGACGAAUGCAAGCGAAGGUACAACAUCAAGCUGUGGAAAACAUUUACAGAUUGUUUCAACUGCUUGCCGAUUGCUGCGAUCAUCGACGAGAAAAUCUUCUGCUGCCAUGGAGGUUUGAGUCCAGAUCUACAAUCCAUGGAACAAAUCCGAAGGAUCAUGCGGCCUACAGAUGUUCCUGACCAAGGCUUGCUGUGUGACUUGUUGUGGUCAGAUCCUGACAAAGAAACCAUGGGCUGGGGGGAGAAUGACCGGGGUGUCUCAUUCACAUUUGGAGCUGAAGUUGUCGCAAAAUUUUUGCACAAGCAUGAUUUGGACCUUAUAUGUAGAGCUCAUCAGGUUUUAGUCCUUGGUGUCAGGUUUUUUUUUUAUGGGGGGGGGGGGGGGGGGGGGGGUCCUUUUUAUUGCAAAAUUGUUUUAGUCUCUGUUUUUCGUGGUUGUUUAUACUCAGAUAAGAAAAAGUUCCCUUACGGAGGCUUGAACGCCGGCAGGCCAGUGACGCCACCACGCGGCAACCAGAAGGCUAAGGGGAAAAUGUAA
Molecule: messenger RNA, 948 nt
Organism: Candidula unifasciata
Lineage: Eukaryota; Metazoa; Mollusca; Gastropoda; Stylommatophora; Geomitridae
Source: the annotation of a GenBank genome assembly